GGAGAAUUGACAGAGAGGGUAUUCAGGACUGUUGGGGCGGCACUCGGUGACAACAGCCCAGGCAGGUUUGGAGACUGAACAAGCGAUUUACAGAGACAGUAAAACAUGUUCAAAGGCAGAAAUGUUCAGAAAAGCCACAGGAGAUUAUCACAGUAGGUGACCACACAAGAAAGCAGGGUGCUAUAAGAAAGUAAGUCUGGCGAGAGCCGUGUGACACAACGCUUUCUUUACGUCCAUGGACACAUCCUUUCAGCCCUAGGCAGGUGGUAAUUGUCCUCUGGUCGUUCUGCUCUUCUAUAUAUGAUACCCUGUACAGAGCAGACAAAUAGAGGUAAUUACCUCUUUUGGCGGAAACCGUGCAGGUGAAGGAACACUGGUGGACAGGAAAACAAUGCAGCCGAAAGAGGAAUAUAUAAGCCCUGUUUGCUGUGAACAACACAACAAGUUAAGGCUGAGUGAAUGCAGUCCAGCAGAGAUUGAACAGUUUCAAGCCGUACUUACUUGUGUUAACUGAUACGUGUUACAAUAGUAUAAGGUAUUGUUUGAGCUGACUAAUGGGUUAUCCAUCAGUAUCACACAGUUGAAAGAACACUUGUCGCUGACCGUUCUAUGCUCAAGGUCUGACCACCCAAGAUGAAUAACAGCACGAUCGGGACAGGCGGUGUCCUCAAGCUGGAGGAUUUCACACAGUAUAAGGUGGGUGUGGCAAUAUGGACAUACAUUCCACCUAUACUCAUCGUCAUGGGCUCAAUAGGUAAUAUUUUAUGCAUCGCUGUGUUGUCGCAGACGUCUAUGAAGUUGUCUACGACGUCGCUGUACCUCCGCGUUCUGGCUGUUGUUGACGUCGUCGUGUUGUAUACUGGAUUACUGCGGCAAUGGCUCUUGUAUUUUCUGGACCUAGAUAUCCGCUGGAUGACCGAGACAGGAUGCAAGAUUCACACUUGGAUCGUUUAUGUGGUUGUACAUUCAUCGGCAUGGCUGCUUGUGGCCGUGACUUUGGAGCGGGUGCUGUCGGUGAUGUUUCCCCACACAGUUAAGAUGAAAUGUACCAGGAAUGCAGCAUACGCUAUCAUUGCUGGCAUUUUAGUCCUGUUCCUGCUAUUGAACGCCCACUACCUGUAUGGUAUUGGCGAUUAUUACCUCCAAGAGGGAAACGAGACGCUGCUUAUUCCAUGUGACGGCAUUACAGAUGGGUACUACUACUUCGAGACGACGGUGUGGCCUUGGGUGGACUUCUGUAUCUAUUCAUUCCUUCCGUCAACUAUCCUCAUCAUCUCCAACUUUUGCAUCAUCAGGAAAGUCUUUAGCAGCGACACGAAGGCCAACAGCGUGAAAGGCUACUGUGGAAACGUCACGGCGAGGAGGAACAAGACGACAUCCAUGACAAUGACUCUGGUUGUGGUCAGUGCGGCCUAUGUAAUUUGCACAACACCCUUUUGUGUAUACACCAUCUACACAAACAUUUUCUCAGAAGGUUUGUCGCCCGAGACACAGGCUACGAGAAGUCUGUUGUGGUCGCUCGUCAACAUGCUUCAGUACUGUAACAACUCCAUCAAUUUCAUCCUGUACUCGGUGACGGGCUCUAGGUUUCGACAUGAGCUCAAGGGAUUGUUCUGUAAGAAAGCCUAUGUUCCUAGACCCACAAUUUACACCAUGACAACAAAGAGCACUUCCGCUGACUCAGUGCUGCACUAAGGAUUGAAGUACGUGUCAGUUGGAAAACGGUGUUGGAAGUCGAGUGUGUUCGACUGAAUUGUCUUUAACGGUAAUAUCAUACCCUAACCCUUCUGUGGACUAGCAUUAAACAUUACAUUGUGGUAAUGUGUGACGAUGAGAUAAUGAUAUGUGAGAUAAGUCUAUGAAGACUGACAUUCGGUG
This is a messenger RNA of Haliotis rubra (blacklip abalone), 1878 nucleotides long. Its product is annotated as probable G-protein coupled receptor B0563.6. Lineage: Eukaryota; Metazoa; Mollusca; Gastropoda; Lepetellida; Haliotidae. Gene Ontology annotation, cellular component: membrane. Bases 634 to 1695 code for a protein of 353 amino acids. The transcript has 2 exons. The record is from RefSeq and is a predicted model, not a curated record. Gene Ontology annotation, biological process: G protein-coupled receptor signaling pathway. Gene Ontology annotation, molecular function: G protein-coupled receptor activity.